AUGGUGAGUGUGGUGCGGGUGCAUUUUCCUUCUGAUAUACCGAUUGUGGGGUGCGAGUUGACACCGUAUGUCCAAUUGAAGCGAACCAACAAUUCUGUCGUUGCCGAUGAUGCUACUGAGUUGAACCCUAUCGAUGGCCAUUUUUUGGAAUACAGAUGGUACCGGGUACAAAGUAAUAAAACCGUUUGUAGUGUUCACCCAACUGAGCAAGCUACUGUACAAUGCCUUGGAUGCUAUAAGGCCAAAUUACCUGUUGCCAAGAGUUACCAUUGUUCUAACAAGUGUUUUGCUGAUGCCUGGCAACACCAUCGUGUUCUGCACGAGCGUGCUAGUCCGUUAAAAGAGGUUCCUCGAAAUGGUGAAAUAUGGUUUAAAAUUGGAUGCUCCAAGACAUAUACACCAACGGCUGAUGAUAUUGGUCAUAUCCUGAAAUUUGAAUGUGUUGUAGUAAAUGUUGAAACAAGAGAAGUAGUGGCUUCUCCCGAACCUUCUGGGACUGAUUAUGUGAUUUCUCCUCCAUCACCCAGUCCACGUAGAGUGAUAUCUGUUAGUGGAGUGGAUAUCGCUAGGCAUGUGGAUAUUGAUAUUCGUUCUUCAUCUGGCAUGACAUUUUCAGUGCUCUCGUACAAUAUUCUGUCUGAUAUCUAUGCUUCGACGGAAUUAUACAGCUAUUGCCCCCUUUGGGCCCUUCCAUGGCCCUACCGCAGACAAAACCUGUUACGAGAAAUAGUUGGUUACCAAGCGGACAUUAUCUGUCUCCAAGAGGUUUUUGGUGGGAAAAUGAAUACCAUUGAUGGCUGCGCUACUUUCUUCCGCUGUGAUAGAUUUGCACUUGUCAAAAAAUAUGAGGUUGAAUUCAACACAGCUGCUCAAUCCCUGACUAAUGCUUUGGUUCCCAGUUCACAGAAGAAUAAUGCCUUAAAUCGAUUGAUAAAGGAUAAUAUUUCGUUAAUCAUUGUUCUAGAAGCCAAAUUUGGUGACCAUGGCAUUGAUAAUCCCGGGAAGCGCCAGCUUGUUUGUGUGGCAAAUACACAUGUCCACGUGCAUCAAGAGUUGAAGGACGUGAAGCUCUGGCAGGUCCACACGCUUAUUAAAGGCCUGGAAAAGAUUGCUGCAGCUGCGGAUAUCCCAAUGCUGGUCUGUGGGGAUUUUAAUUCUGUACCUGGAAGUGCUCCACAUGCCCUUCUCGCUUUUGGGAGAGUUGAUCCUUUUCAUCCAGAUUUAGCUGUGGACCCUCUAGGAAUUCUUCGCCCCAUUGCUAAACUAACACAUCAAUUGCCACUGGUUAGUGCUUACUCAUCCUUCGUCAGAGCUAAGGUUGGUCUUGGUCUAGAGCAAAGAAGGAAAAUGGAUCUUGCUACUAAUGAGCCUCUCUUUACUAGCUGGACCAGAGAUUUUAUUGGUACUCAUGAUUACAUCUUUUAUUCAGCCGACGCUUUAACGGUGGAGUCUUUGUUGGAGCUUCUGGAUGAGGAUAUCUUGCGCAAGAACACUGCUCUUCCUUCUCCAGAGUGGUCAUCAGAUCACAUGGCACUAUUCGCCGAGUUCCGCUGCAAGCCUAAGAGACGUUAA
Messenger RNA from Striga asiatica, 1572 nucleotides. The record is from the annotation of a GenBank genome assembly. NCBI's taxonomy places the organism in Eukaryota, Viridiplantae, Streptophyta, Magnoliopsida, Lamiales, Orobanchaceae.